Nycticebus coucang (slow loris) is the source of this 4974-nucleotide messenger RNA. RefSeq names its product oxysterol binding protein (gene OSBP). The coding region runs from base 479 to 2902 and encodes 807 amino acids. The record is from RefSeq and is a predicted model, not a curated record. The transcript has 14 exons. NCBI's taxonomy places the organism in Eukaryota, Metazoa, Chordata, Mammalia, Primates, Lorisidae. Gene Ontology annotation, molecular function: sterol binding. Gene Ontology annotation, cellular component: membrane; cytosol; intracellular membrane-bounded organelle.
AGUGAUGGGAGGGAGCGACGUGGCAGGGACAGGGGCAUAAACUGAAAUGAGUGACAGAAACUCUAGCCAAUCGGCGAUCACAUUGGCCGGGCACGGCGUGAUCUCCCGUCCGCCCUGAGCGCUGGAAACUAAAGAAAAACACCAAUGAACUUCUAGAUGCGUCUGAUUGGCCUCUUCCAAAACCAAUCAACGGAGGUUCUGGCAGACGCGUCCCACCCUGGGUUCUCACUGGGCGUUGUAGAAUGACAGGUCCGAGGGAAAUACCUAUGUCUGCAGGGUGUUCCUCAAGUGACACUCAGCGGCACCAAUCGACUUUCUCUUUCCCGGCGGCCGAGUCCUCCUUCCCGCGGCGGGCCUGGCGGGGCGGGGACGCUCGGCGGCGGCGGCUGAUGCGCUAGCGGUGUGGGGCGCUCUGAGCGGCGACGGCGGCACUCGUAGGCGGUUCCGGUCCUGUAUCUCCCGGCGGCAGCGGCGGCUCAUGGCGGCGACGGAACUGAGAGGAGUGGUGGGGCCGGGCCCGGCAGCCAUUGCAGCUCCUGGCGGCGGCGGCGCCGGUCCCCCCUUGGUGGGAGGAGGCGGCGGCCGUGGAGACGCAGGGCCAGGCUCUGGGGCUGCGUCAGGGACCGUGGUCGCGGCAGCUGCGGGCGGCCCGGGCCCCGGGGCCGGGGGAGUGGCGGCGGCGGGCCCAACCCCUACGCCGCCGGCGGGGGGCUCGGGCGGCUCCGGCGCUGGGGGUUCAGGCUCAGCUCGGGAGGGCUGGCUCUUCAAAUGGACCAAUUAUAUCAAAGGCUACCAGCGGCGGUGGUUCGUGCUGAGCAACGGGCUCUUGAGCUACUACAGGUCCAAGGCUGAAAUGAGACAUACCUGCCGUGGUACCAUCAACCUUGCCACAGCCAAUAUCACUGUGGAAGACUCCUGCAACUUUAUCAUUUCCAAUGGGGGUGCUCAGACUUACCAUCUGAAGGCUAGCUCAGAAGUGGAACGUCAGCGAUGGGUUACAGCCUUGGAACUGGCCAAGGCCAAAGCAGUGAAGAUGCUGGCAGAAUCAGAUGAAUCAGGAGAUGAAGAGUCUGUGUCACAAACCGACAAGACUGAGCUGCAGAAUACACUUCGGACCCUCUCCAGCAAAGUGGAGGACCUGAGCACGUGCAAUGACUUGAUAGCUAAGCACGGCACAGCUCUGCAGCGCUCUCUCAGUGAGCUGGAGUCCCUAAAGCUGCCUGCCGAGAGCAAUGAGAAGAUCAAGCAGGUCAACGAACGAGCCACGCUUUUUAGGAUAACAUCCAAUGCCAUGAUCAAUGCCUGCAGAGAUUUCCUCAUGUUAGCCCAGACUCAUAGUAAAAAGUGGCAAAAAUCACUACAGUAUGAAAGAGACCAGCGUAUCCGACUGGAAGAGACCCUUGAGCAGCUGGCAAAGCAGCAUAAUCACCUGGAGAGGGCUUUCCGGGGAGCCACAGUGCUGCCGGCAAACACUCCUGGCAGCGCUGGUUCUGGUAAAGAUCAGUGCUGCUCUGGCAAAGGGGACAUGAGUGAUGAAGAUGAUGAGAAUGAAUUUUUUGAUGCACCUGAAAUCAUCACCAUGCCUGAAAAUUUGGGCCACAAACGUACUGGCAGCAAUAUCAGUGGAGCCAGCAGUGACAUCAGCCUUGAUGAACAGUACAAGCAUCAGCUGGAGGAGACCAAGAAGGAAAAGAGAACCAGAAUACCAUAUAAGCCAAAUUAUAGCCUCAAUUUGUGGAGCAUCAUGAAGAACUGCAUUGGAAAGGAACUCUCUAAGAUCCCCAUGCCGGUGAACUUUAAUGAGCCCUUGUCCAUGCUUCAGCGCCUUACUGAAGAUCUGGAAUACCAUGAGCUAUUAGACCGAGCUGCAAAAUGUGAGAAUUCUCUAGAACAGCUAUGUUAUGUUGCAGCUUUCACCGUGUCCUCCUAUUCCACCACUGUCUUCCGUACCAGUAAGCCAUUCAACCCACUCCUUGGGGAGACCUUCGAGCUGGACCGACUAGAGGAGAAUGGAUAUCGAUCCCUCUGUGAACAGGUGAGUCAUCAUCCCCCUGCUGCUGCGCAUCAUGCUGAGUCCAAAAAUGGCUGGACAUUGCGUCAGGAAAUCAAGAUCACUAGCAAGUUUCGAGGCAAAUACCUCUCAAUUAUGCCCCUCGGUACCAUCCACUGUAUUUUCCAUGCAACCGGGCAUCACUAUACGUGGAAAAAAGUUACCACAACUGUACACAAUAUUAUCGUAGGCAAGUUAUGGAUAGAUCAGUCUGGCGAAAUUGAAAUUGUGAAUCACAAGACAGGAGAAAAGUGUAAUCUUAAAUUCGUUCCUUACAGCUACUUCUCUCGGGAUGUUGCAAGAAAGGUAACAGGAGAAGUAACUGAUCCAUCAGGAAAAGUUCACUUUGCCCUUCUGGGGACAUGGGAUGAGAAAAUGGAAUGUUUCAAAGUACAACCAAUCAUUGGGGACAAUGGGAGCGAUGCUCGACAGAGAGGCCAUGAAGCAGAGGAAAGCAGGGUCAUGCUAUGGAAAAGGAAUCCUUUACCGAAGAAUGCAGAAAACAUGUACUACUUCUCAGAGCUUGCUCUAACUCUCAAUGCCUGGGAAAGCGGCACUGCCCCCACAGACAGCCGGUUACGGCCUGAUCAGAGACUGAUGGAAAAUGGGCGCUGGGAUGAAGCAAAUGCUGAGAAGCAGCGCCUGGAGGAAAAACAAAGACUCUCCAGGAAGAAGAGAGAAGCAGAAGCUAUGAAAGCCACAGAGGAUGGCACACCAUAUGAUCCCUAUAAGGCACUAUGGUUUGAGCGGAAGAUGGACCCCGUUACCAAGGAGUUAACCCAUAUUUAUAGGGGAGAGUACUGGGAGUGUAAAGAAAAACAGGACUGGAGCUCAUGCCCGGACAUUUUCUGAAACGGCAAUAACAAAGAGGAGGAGGAUCUAACGGAGAAGAGGACAGAGGAUGUGUGGGAAAGCUGGCAGUUGUGACUCUCUUACCAAGUGCUUUCCUCAAGUUUGUCUGUCUUGACCAAUCAUUUUUUCCAAAUCAAUCACCAGAAGCAGACACCAGUGGUGGUGAUUGGCUGGUUGCCUUAGCUGAUUGUAACUGAGAUCGACAUCCUAGAUACCCGUGUAAGGGAGAGGUGUAGUGGCUGAAAGUGUUAUUCCAUAUCCACAAAGUCAAGUACUCUUGGCUCUUCUUUCUCCCUCUAUCCUCGGUUAAGAUGUUGUCAUUCACCCUCCCCUUGUAGUAUCCUGCUCAGCCAAGAUGUGCACAAGAUUAUGAUUUAGGGGCAUUUUGGUGCUGUUCAGAGCAAGAGCUGAUAUUAGAAGAAGUUCCUUUUAAAAGAAAAAUUUAUGACUUAACCAGUGGAGGGAUCGUGAAUGGUUGCAGUGGAGCUUAGGUAUGACAUUAUGAAUAUGUUCACACAUGGGUCAGUUUCAUGGGAAGUCAUGUCUAUGCAGAGAUAACUGAAAUACUGGAACUUUUACAAGAGAGAUUGCUCUGUAGGGCUGGAAUUUUCUGUUUUCACUUACGUCAAAUACCCCUCUGCUGUUCUCCAUCUUCUUUGACAGCAACUAGAGACCAUUUUGGUGGUUGGUAAGAGGGUUGCAUUCUCCUCACACAGGGGUUUUAUGGACUUUCUCAGGCAUAGAGCUUCUGAGAUCACAGACAGGAUGGAAAAUUGACUGCUCACCAUUUGUUAUCCCACUCCCCCCUCUCCCCCAUCCCUCAUUGUCUUUCUGGCUUCUCUUCUCUGUCCGGGCACAAUACCAAUUUGGGUCUGUGCCCUAGGGUAGAGCAAAACAUUACCUGUCCCAUUCUGAUAUAGUUCAGAAUUUGAGAGAAGUUAAUCUGGAAUGGAAGUUUUCACCAUCUCUCAAGCCCCAUGGACUGGAGCCACUUCUGGAAUAAUGUGUUAAAUAUCUGUAUAUUAUAUAUAUGUAGAGAAAAAUCUAAUUUUUUUUUUUGUUUGAUUUUCCUCUUUCUCAUUAAGAAUCUUUUUUUUUUUUUUUUUUGAUACCCCUUGUCUCCCUGGUACUCUCUCUAGGAUACAUGUUGAUAUGGAUUCCAGCUCCUCUGUUUUCCAUCUGUUAGGGGUGGACAAACUCAAAACCUGAGCAGGGUCACAUCUGGCAGUAACAUCCCACAGAACGGGGACUGUGUCUGUGGUUUAAAUCAUGGGGUGCCCACUGCUGACUAAACUCCGCUCUCCUAAUUACCUGACUCUUGAACAUGAAAUCCUAACCUCUUUGCUGCCUCUUUUCUUUCAUCUGUUAGGAAGAGUAUGGGUACAAAGUCAGGAGGGUAAUUUGCAGGUUAAUUCUGCUUCUGUCCAGCACUUACUUAGGCUGAAUUCCAAAAGAGUUUAUUUCCUAGGAUACGAAGCUGAACCUUCCAUCAUGUGGGGUGGGUAAGAGAACUGCCUGUGUUGGGCCUGGCUUCCUCGUUUAUCCGUCUGUAUUUGUUUCAGUGGUCUUGUUCAGAAACACAGCCCCUGUGCAUCCCACCCUUGGUUGAAGAUCACAAACUGAGGUGCCUUCCUUGUAUGCUUUUUGUUGGUGUUUUUUGUUUUUGUUCCUUAACUGCUGAGCUUCAGCCAGGGUGGGUCCCGGGGGAAAUAUCAUUCCAAAGGAAGCCAUCCCUUCAGGUAAAUUGGACUUAAACUGGGUAAAUUAGUAUUUUCAUUCCCUCCCCACCAUUCCUUUUCUAGCUGUAAUAAACAUGAGAGAGGGAUGACUUUGACUGCUGGAGAAUCUCCUUUUAAGAACCCUAUUGCCAGGGCUCUGUCAAGGAGGCCCAUCCAAGUGGUGACCUCAGCUUCAAAGUGGGAAUUCUCCAACUAAGUUGAACUUCCCUGCCUUCACCCCGUUUUCUUCCUCCACCAUCAGCACUACAUUUCUAGCUUGACCCCCAGUCAGAUUCCUGCUAACGGAAGCAGUUUAGAGUCCUUCAGGUGGAAUAAAGUCACAUGAAAACAAAA